UUUGAAGCUAAUCGUGUAUCUCAGAUUAAAAAUGCUGAAAUCCCAUCUAUAUGGAGACAUGUUCCCGGCAGUCUCAACCCUGCUGACUGCGCCUCCCGGGGCUUAUCCCCUCGUGCGCUUCUAAAUCACCCUCUCUGGUGGUGCCCGAAGUGGCUACAACAGCCACCAUCUAGUUGGCCAUCUGACAAAUUAUGUCCGAUCGCACAACUUCCUGGACUACGUUGUCUCUUAGUCACCAGUGCAAGUUGCAUUCCAAGUCCUGACUUUCUGCUAGAACGCUUCAGCUCAUUCCAAAAACUAAUCGGCGUAACCGGUUUUAUUCUUAGAUUUUAUAAAAAUGCUCGCUCACCUAAUCAUCGUGAAACUUCCCCUUUCCUGACUGUAACUGAAAGAAAAAAUGCUCUUGUCUUCCUCAUUAGGCUUGUACAAAUGACCUCCUUCCCCACAGAAAUUGAUCUCCUCAAACGUGGAUUAACAGUUCGUUCCCCUAACAUUCAAAAAUUAAGCCCAUUUCUUGACACAACCGGUUUAAUCAGAGUAGGUGGCCGCAUACGGCACGCUGAUAUACCAUUCGAUGCGCGUCAUCCUUUACUUCUCCCAAACACUGGUAAUUUCGUGAAAAUUCUUAUCUUGCACUACCAUAAAGAAAACUCGCAUGCCCCACCUGGCGCGUUACAUAGUAUACUAGCCCGUGAAUUUUGGAUCCUGUCAGUUCGACGACUAAUAAAUAAUAUUGUGUUUAAAUGUCUGCCUUGUUAUCGUUUAAAUGCCAUCGCGAAACAACCUUUCAUGGGUGACCUCCCAAAAGACCGUGUAACAGCCGCACGUGCAUUUAAAGGAGUUGGUACAGACUUUGCUGGCCCAUUUUAUACGAAAGUACAAGCGGUGCGUAAUAGGAAACUCGUAAAAACCUAUCUGUGUAUAUUCGUGUGUCUUGCGACUAAAGCGGUCCACCUCGAGGUAGUCUCGGACCUAACUACAGAAGCCUUUCUCGCAGCACUUACACGUUUUGCCUCUCGACGCGGUUCACCCUCCCUUAUACGAUCAGACUGUGGACGAAACUAUGUAGGCGCGGACAAUCAUCUUAUUGAAGUUCAUAAUUUCCUAAACCUUAAUAAAUAUACAAUAGGCUCAGAGAUGGCAAAACGAAAUAUUACCUGGAUUUUUGAUCCCCCGACCACCCCUCACUGGGGCGGCCUAUUCGAAGCGGCCGUAAAAUCGGCAAAGGCCCAUUUAAAACGAGUAGUCGGAGAUACCCCACUCACAUAUGAAGAACUUACGACGGUUUUCACGAAAAUUGAAGGGGCCCUUAAUUCUCGGCCGUUGUGCCCCCUAUCGCCAGACCCUAACGAUCUUCAGAUUCUGACACCGGGACACCUUAUUAUUGGAGAACCCCUUACUGCCAUUCCUGAAUAUCCGCUACAGGAUAUUAAAACUAAUAAACUCACCCGAUUCCAGCUGGUGCAACAGAUGUUUCAACAUUUCUGGUCACGGUGGCAAACAGAAUAUCUAUGUACCUUGCAGACAAGGCCUAAAUGGGCAUCCUAUACAGACCCCCCCGCCGUUGGGGACUUAGUACUCCUCAGGGAAGAUAAUGUUCCUCCGUUAGAAUGGCGACGCGGUCGCAUCAUAUCAAUCCGUCCUGGGAAGGAUGGCGUUGUGCGCGUUGUACAGGUCCGGACGGCUACCGGCGUUCUGACCAGACCCACCAAUUGA
Cydia amplana is the source of this 1716-nucleotide messenger RNA. RefSeq lists its product as uncharacterized. The record is from RefSeq and is a predicted model, not a curated record. Gene Ontology annotation, biological process: DNA integration. Gene Ontology annotation, molecular function: nucleic acid binding. The coding region runs from base 430 to 1716 and encodes 428 amino acids. Lineage: Eukaryota; Metazoa; Arthropoda; Insecta; Lepidoptera; Tortricidae. The transcript has a single exon.